AUGGGAGAAACAACACAAGCAACAGAAACAGCUAACCCGACAGCUAAAACAAAAACAGCAGCAACCUCUUCAAAGAGAACAGGUGGAGGUGGAGAAAUCGUGGAGGUCGAAGGCGGUCACAUUGUCCGGUCUACGGGACGGAAAGACCGUCACAGCAAAGUUUGCACUGCGAAAGGUCCCCGUGACCGCCGUGUACGGCUCUCAGCUCACACCGCGAUCCAAUUCUACGACGUGCAAGACCGUUUGGGCUACGACCGACCUAGUAAGGCAGUUGAUUGGCUUAUCAAAAAAGCCAAAUCCGCCAUUGACGAACUCGCUCAGCUUCCCGCGUGGAACCCCACCGCCACAUGUUCAACACCACAGCAGCAGCAGCAAACUAACGAGUUGUACCGCCGGCAGUCCCCGGUGGACAACAGUCCUGUAACCGCAUCCACCAGUCACCGCUCAGCGGCAUUAGAGCGAAGAAUACCGCAGGAACAAUUUUCUUCCCAGCCAUUAGAGAUAGACUAUAAUAACAGUAGCGGGAAGCAUGGUUUUCUUCAUGGCUCAUUGGAUACCGACAUUGCUGAUACUAUUAAAUCGUUUUUUCCAGUUGAAACGCCCACAGCCUCGUUUCACAGCUACCCACAACCGCCGGAUUUGCUCUCCCGAACGGCCGCAACCACUCAGCAAGAUCUCCGCCUCUCCUUGCAAUCUUUUCAAGAUCCCAUUAUGCUUCACCAUCAAUCUCAAAACCACCAUGACCACCACCACAAUCACCAAGUACUUUUUGCUGGAAACUCCUCACUCGGUUUCGACGGUGGUGGAACCAACAUGUGGUCUGAGCAGCAGCAGCAUCAAGAGGAACAUGACAAUGGAAGAUUGCAUAGAAUGAUGGCUUGGAAUGCUAAUGUCAAUGCUGCAGAUGGUGGCAACAGUGGCCAGGGCGCUGGAUUUGUGUUCAGCACACCCGCCCCGGCUUUCGGAGGUUUUGGCCAGCUUUUUUCUCAGAGGGGACCCCUUCAGUCCAGUAACAAUCCUUCAAUUCGUGCUUGGAUAGAUCCAUCCAUGGCGGGGACGGCGAAUAUGACCGAUCACCACCAUCACUAUCUUUCACCAAUGAUCCAUCAGGCUUCUGUCUCUGGUGGUGGAUUCUCCGGCUUUCGCAUACCAACACGAAUUCAAGGUGAAGAGGAACACGACGGUGUAUCUGAUAAACCGUCCUCUGCUUCCUCUGAUUCUCGCCAUUGA
Molecule: messenger RNA, 1230 nt
Organism: Lathyrus sativus (Indian pea)
Lineage: Eukaryota; Viridiplantae; Streptophyta; Magnoliopsida; Fabales; Fabaceae
Source: the annotation of a GenBank genome assembly